CAAAAGGCCCGCCGGGGCGCAGCGACGGGGUGGAACCACCGGGCCGGGCUGCUGACGUCACCGCCAGGCCCGGAGCCGGAGCUGCGACGCCGCCGAGGGAGGCGCGAAAACCCCGCGAGCCGCCCCAGGAGCUCUCCCUCCGCCUCUUUCCCUUUCCCACCCCGUCACGCGAGAGCGGAGCGCGCGCACAAACACCCUAGCUGAGGCGAAGAGCCCUGCGGGGGGCGGGUUCCGACGUGCGAGUCCACACACCGGGCGCCGUUCCGGGGCGAAGGUUGCCCUCCUGGCCAGCAGCUCCGCAGUCCGCGCUUCUUUCCUCGGCAAAGGUGGUCGCCGCCUUUUUCAGCCCUUCAAGACAUCCCACAGGCCACUGAAGAAUGUGUGGGCGAACAGCUGUUGUACUGGGAGCAGAUCGUAUCCGCCGUGCCUGUGAAUACCGUGAUAAUCAAGGAAAGAGAAGGUGUCCAGAAUGGAAAAAUGCUGACAAAUAUAGUCCAUCCUACAAUAAGAGCCCACAGUCUAAUAGCCCUGUGCUUCUCUCCCGACAACACUUUGAAAAGGAUGCCAACUCUUCUGAACGUGUCCUUGUAGCUAUGCGUUGGGGGCUGGUUCCAGCCUGGUUUAAGGAAGCUGACCCAUCUAAAAUGCAGUAUAACACCUCAAAUUGUCGGAGUGAUACCAUGAUGGAGAAACUUUCCUACAAGGGGCCUCUGUUAAAAGGCAAACGCUGUGUUGUGCUGGCUGAUGGCUACUACGAAUGGCAACAACAAAAUGGGCAGAAGCAACCCUAUUUCAUUUACUUCCCCCAGCCCGAGGAUAAAAAGCUCAGCAAGCCAGAUGUGGACGGUGAGGAUGAAGAUUCCAAGGACAGGAAGUUACUCACCAUGGCUGGUAUUUUUGAUUGUUGGGAGCCCCUUGAUGGAGGAGAAACAUUGUACAGCUAUACCAUCAUCACAGUAAAUGCUUCAAAAGAUCUAAGCUCCAUCCAUCACAGAAUGCCAGCUAUCUUGGAUGGGGAUGAGGCGAUCAGAAAAUGGCUGGAUUUUGCAGAAGUACCCACACAAGAAGCUGUUAAGCUUAUCCAACCCACAGAAAACCUUGCUUUCCACCCAGUCUCAACCAUAGUGAACAAUUCCAGAAAUAAUACACCAGAAUGCAUUGUACCCAUUGAACUGGAGCUCAAGAAGGAUACCAAAGUUAGUGCAAGCAGCAAAAUAAUGAUGAACUGGUUAAAAAACAAAUCUCCCAAGAAAGAAGAUGAUGGCGAUGGCUUACCAAGAUGGUCCAGCCAGUUUAUCCAAACCACACCACCUAAAAAGACCAGUUCAAUCUUAAUACACCAGUGGCUCAAGAAGGAAGAUGGAGAACCUUCUGCAAAGCAUCCCAAAAUUCAGUGACUUCUUGUUACUUGCACUUUAUUCUUAAAACACAUUUGGCAGUUUCUACUGAUUUGAAUUUGCAGAGUGGGGUUGCAAAUAUUCUGACUUUUAACAUUUAACACUUUUUCUUGUCUGUAGUACAAACUGGGGUGUGCAUUUUAUGUACAGUGUUGCUAUUCCUCUGCCAACCUUGGGAGAGCAACCUUGAGAGAGCGAUAUGUGAG
Molecule: messenger RNA, 1603 nt
Organism: Podarcis raffonei (Aeolian wall lizard)
Lineage: Eukaryota; Metazoa; Chordata; Lepidosauria; Squamata; Lacertidae
Gene: HMCES
Product: 5-hydroxymethylcytosine binding, ES cell specific
Exons: 7
Coding region: 378-1397 (339 amino acids)
Biological process (GO): DNA damage response
Molecular function (GO): single-stranded DNA binding
Source: RefSeq, a predicted model, not a curated record